Molecule: messenger RNA, 1759 nt
Organism: Zophobas morio
Lineage: Eukaryota; Metazoa; Arthropoda; Insecta; Coleoptera; Tenebrionidae
Product: ciliary microtubule associated protein 1A-like
Exons: 11
Coding region: 201-1502 (433 amino acids)
Cellular component (GO): cytoskeleton
Source: RefSeq, a predicted model, not a curated record
AGAUUGGGUUAAUGCCUUUAAUUGUUAAACUAUGUUUCGUUUAAAACGAUUAAUCCAGUGGUACCCUGGAUACAGUAAAAUACCAUACUUUGUGUUGGUAUUUGUGUAUAGUAAUUAAGGUUCUUUUUUGUGUUCUAAAAUUUAGUGGAUGGAAAGAAUCCUACCUGUGAUUUAUUCUGGAAGUGUUCAGUGCAAUAACUAUGUUAUUAAAAAUUGCAAGAAUGUUAGUAGUUAUAUUUGUGUACAAGAACAUGGGUGGUUUUACUCAGCGUCCAUGGACUCCAACGAAAAGGCGUGGGCCAAUCGCCGCAGAAUAUAAGAGUCCCGGUCCAGCAUGUGUUUCUCUUCCCUCCUACAUAGGUAAAAAAACUUCGGAAUCGAAAACCGGGCGAGCACCAGCUUUCAGUUUUGGAGCAAGACACAAUGGCAAAACAGAAAGCAUUGGACCUGGGCCCGGACAAUACAAUGUAACAGGACUUAGCGCAAAAGGAAAAGAUACACCUCCAGCUGUUAGUCUUCACGGACGUCCAAAGGAUGCUAAACCGGAAAAUUUUCCAGCACCGGGAGAUUAUAAUCCCGACAAAGCUGAAAAAGUUAUUCAUGAUAAUGCACCUAGAUACACUUUUGGAUUAAAAACUAAUGUUGAAAAACCUUUAGAGACACCAGCACCUAACGCCUAUAAACCGUUUCGACGAACAAAUGCUCAUCGUUAUUCUUUUGGGAUAAGAACACCUACUCACAGAGUGUCUGACACACCUGCACCCAAUGUGUACAAUGUACCAGAUUCGGAAAAAAAGUUGCACGAAUACUCACCUAAAUAUAGUUUUGGUGUCAAAACACCAAAUGAAAAACCGUCCGAUACACCUGCUCCCAAUGUGUACAACGUACCAACUGCCGACAAAGUUUUACAUGAAACUUCUCCCAAAUUUAGUUUUGGGCACAAGGUGCAAUUGGACAAACCUUCGGAAACCCCUGCUCCUAACGUUUACAAUGUACCGAAUGCUGACAAAGUUUUGCACGAAAAUUCACCGAGGUACACAUUCGGACAAAAGGUUCAACUGGAAAAACCUUCGGAUACUCCUGCACCGAAUGUCUACAACAUACCAACUGCUGACAAAGCUCUACAUGAGAACUCACCUAGAUACAGUUUUGGAAAUAAGGUUCAAUUGGAAAAACCUCUGGAAACACCUGCUCCAAAUGUGUACAACAUACCCUCUGUUGUUGGAGAUAAAAAAUCGGCUCCCGCUUACACCAUAUCAGGAAGAAACAAAGAUCUAAUUGAUGAGCGUGUAAAAAAUCCCGGUCCAGGUCAAUACAACAAUGUGAAUCCAGAAAGUUACAAAAAUCAUUCACCAGCUUACACAAUAAGUGGAAGAACUAAUAUUCCCAUUGAUUCAACAACCCCUGGGCCUGGUGUCUAUUGUCCGGAAAAGGUUGACCUUGAUUAUAACCCUGCACACAGUUUUGGCAUUAAGCACUCCCCAUAUGCGGAUCACUAUUAAAUAAAAUGUAAUAUUGUUUACAUUCACUACAUUCUGUUUUUGAAUAUAUUUUUAUUUACUAUAACCACUUAAAUUUUAAUUUCAUAUUUGGUAUUUCUGCUUGCACUUAACGAAAGGUCGCUUCAUUGUUGUUGCAAACAUAUUUAUAACAAGUUAUUAUGAAGCCUUCAUUAAUCUUUGUUAUGUAAGCUAGUCCUAGCUGUUCUCAUUAUGUUUGUAUUGUCUUUAUUUUAGUAAAUAUAUUUAUUAACAAAUGA